Molecule: messenger RNA, 1279 nt
Organism: Xylaria bambusicola
Lineage: Eukaryota; Fungi; Ascomycota; Sordariomycetes; Xylariales; Xylariaceae
Product: WW domain binding protein 11-domain-containing protein
Exons: 2
Coding region: 233-1045 (270 amino acids)
Biological process (GO): RNA processing
Source: RefSeq, a predicted model, not a curated record
CUGUAUAGAGCAUAUCAGCCCAUCUAUUCUACCUACUGCAAGUAAGUAUUGUUGCUCUCCUGUACUGUGACGCAAGAUUUAAAGCAUUCAAUUACCAGCAACCACAUAAAUCUCGGUAAGGCAUCGAAAGUACCCUCUGAGCGCAACCGACAAACUGAGUGCUCAGCUUCUCUCACUGCCUACCUACCUACAUAUAUCACUUAUCGUCUCUUUGUGCACCUGGUUCCCAAUCAUGGCCAAGGAGCGCAAUUUCAACCCCGUUCAGGCUCAGCGCAAAGCCGACAAAGCCAAGGCCAUCAAGAAAGGGAAGGCUGAGGUCGCCGCACGCCGGAACGAAAAACUCGCACAACGAAAUCCCGAGAGACUCCAAAAGCAGAUUGACGAUCUAAAGCAAAUAACAUCUAGUGGAGGGAAACUCACUGCACACGAGCAAUCCGUACUUGAGGGGCUAGAGCGAGACCAUAAAGCUGUGCUCAAGGCGAGGGAAGCAUUAGGCGAUAAAGCCCCUUCCUUUGGCCGUGGCGGACCAAGACCUGAUGGACAAGACUCUAGAGUACUCGGCAAGCGGAGAAGAGGCCGCGAAGACGCUUCAAGUGACGACGAUGAUGUGCCUGACGAUGUAAAGUCCAUACCGAUGCCGCGGGACACACCGCCCCCUAUACCGAAGGAGAUCUUGGAUGAGUGGUAUGCAAAGCGUAGGGCAGCGAAGAACGCAAACGACACGCCGUUGGGUGACCGAGCUGGACGACCCUCGCACCAGCAAGAAUCAGCGCCGCCUGUUGCAGUUGAAGCAAAGACUGUAUACGAGGCCAAGCCUGCGAUUCGCAAUCUCCAACAGGAGGCCGUCAGCGCAUUCGUGCCCAGCGCUGUUCGCAUGAAGCUAGACAAGAGCAAGGGUAAAGGCGGCCUGAUGGAGCCAGAAGAAGCAGACCGUCUAGAAAGAGAAGGCUAUUUGAAAGACGACCGAGAGAGAGAUGCUGCGACACCACCUACAGCCCGGCCUCACCAGGUCACCAUGGAAGAAGUAGCAGAUGAAGACGACUAAUCCUCAACGAUACGGUGGCCUCGCAUUCUCAUAUCGCCUGUAACACUUUGUACAUUCAUAAUUCCCAAUGGUGACUAGCAAUGGACGUCUUUCACUGAGACAAGAAGUUAUCUCUCGGGCAAGUCCUCGUCUCUGUUGGCAUGCACAGCGUUCACUGAUUUCGAUGGACAUCUCUCAAUAUUUCUCGGAAGCAACAACUUACAAAUAGGCGGCGAGUACAUAUGUAUACACACU